AAAAUUUAGGGGUUUUUACAGAAAAAAGAAAGAGGGAAUUUUUCAAAAUCGACUAGGGUUUAUCGAUUUUGCUACUUGAACAGCAGGGUUUAUCGAUUAUCUGUGUAUCAGACUUACUGUUCUUCUUGUCUCACACCUAUUCGAGCAGCGAGAGGAUAGAAGCAAAGUUGAAAACCUAAUUCUAGCUCUGAGAUGGACGAGGUAGCGUAAGCGUCGAUAAUUUUGGAUUUAGUAUCCUUAUGAUUCGUUUGAUUGGGGAAAAUGAGAGUGUACUGGUUUUUGGCUUGAGCCAGUAUUAACCCCAUGCUAGUGAAUGGACAAACAGAAAAUACUUACCUCUCUCUGCCACGUCAGCUUUGCUGUCAAUCCGCUGUCACCCUGCUGUUCAAGUAGCGAAAUCGAGGGUUUAUCAUGGCGACUGAAGUAUCAAAGAAUUCUGAAGGAACGCCUAAAUGGAAGAAUAAUCCUGCACAUAAUAAUGGAAACCGACCUCAAAAUAUGCGGAGGCAAAUUAUUUCGCAACAGAGGAAAUCAUUACCUAUUGCUUCAGUUGAGAAGCGACUUCUGGAAGAAGUGAGAAAGCAUGAUAUACUGAUUAUUGUUGGGGAAACUGGAAGUGGAAAGACAACUCAGUUACCACAGUUUUUAUGUAACGGGGGAUUCUGUCGUGAUGGUAAAGUAAUUGGGAUCACUCAACCACGGCGUGUUGCGGCUGUUACUGUCGCGAAACGUGUGGCGGAGGAGUGUGAUGUGGAGUUGGGCCAGAAGGUUGGGUAUUCCAUUAGAUUUGAUGAUACGACAUCUGCCUCGACUAGGAUUAAAUACUUGACAGAUGGAUUACUGUUGAGGGAAACACUGCUGGAUCCGCUUCUUUCUAGGUAUUCUGUUGUCAUUGUGGAUGAGGCUCAUGAGAGAACUGUUCAUACUGAUGUGCUAUUAGGCUUGUUAAAAGAUGUACAAAAAGCAAGGUCACUGGAAGGCAGAAAGGAUACCAACAGUGUCGCACUUAAGGAAGAAAAUAAUGUGCAGAAUCGUGUUUCUCUGAAACCAUGCAAGGGCUCAAAACAUUCACCACUUAAAUUGAUCAUUAUGUCUGCAAGUUUAGAUGCAAGAGGUUUCUCUGAGUAUUUUGGGGGUGCAAGAGCUGUUCACAUUCAAGGGAGACAGUACCCAGUAGAUAUACUUUACACUCAUCAUGCUGAGCCAGAUUACGUAGAUGCGGCAUUGAUCACUAUCUUUCAGAUUCAUAUGGGCGAGGGUCCCGGUGAUAUACUUGUAUUUCUUACGGGGCAAGAAGAAAUAGAAUCGGUGGAAAAACUUAUCCAAGAGAGAGUGCAAAAAUUACCUAAAACCAGCCAAACUCUAAAAGUUGUACCAAUAUUUUCAUCUCUUCCGUCAGAAAAACAAAUGCUAGUUUUCCAGACAGCUCCGCCUGGGUUUCGGAAGGUCAUAUUGGCAACAAAUAUUGCUGAGACAUCAGUGACAAUCCCUGGAAUCAAGUAUGUUAUCGAUCCAGGAUUAGUUAAAGCGCGUUCUUACAACCAUCGCACAGGGAUGGAGUCACUAAUUAUUACUCCUACAUCGAAAGCACAGGCUCUUCAAAGGAGUGGUCGUGCAGGGCGUGAAGGACCGGGGAAAUGCUUUAGGUUAUAUCAAGAAAGCGAGUUUGCUAAACUUGUUGAUUCAACUACGCCUGAGAUUAAGCGGUGCAACCUGUCUAAUGUUAUACUACAGCUCAAGGCUUUAGGUGUUGAUGAUAUUAUGGGGUUUGAUUUCAUGGAAAAGCCAUCCAGGACGGCUAUUGCGAACUCUUUGGAGCAGUUGUUGCUGCUAGGGGCUCUGACAGAUGAUUAUAAACUUUCUGAUCCGGUUGGGAGUCAAAUGGCUCGGUUGCCUUUGGACCCUAUUUAUUCUAAAGCUCUCAUUGUUGCAAGCGAAUUUAGGUGCUUGGAGGAAAUGUUGAUAGCUGUUUCGAUGCUUUCAGUGGAGUCCAUGUUUUAUACUCCUCGUGACAAGAUGCAAGAGGCACGAGAUGCACGAAAGUGUUUUACUAGUGUAGAUGGGGACCAUCUCACCUUGGUGAGUGUAUAUCGUGCUUCUGCUGAGUGCUUGGAGAAGAGCAAAUUGGCAGGCAGUAAAGAGAAGAAAGCUGAAAAAACCCUCAACAAAUGGUGCAGAGACAACUUUAUUAAUAGCCGUUCCCUUAAACAUGCUAGAGACAUUCAUAGUCAAAUUCGAGGACAUGUUGAACAGAUGGGUCUGCAUAUUUCUUCAUGUGGAGAUGACAUGUUACAAUUUCGAAGAUGUCUUGCUGCUUCCUUUUUCCUUAAUGCAGCUCUGAAGCAGCAUGAUGGAUCAUACAGGGCUUUGGCAAGUAGUCAAACUGUUCAGAUCCAUCCCUCUUCUGUGUUAUUUCGGGCGAAACCUGAAUGUAUAGUAUAUAAUGAACUGAUUCGAACAAAUCACAAUUACAUCCGCAACAUAACUAGAAUCGAUCCGCUGUGGUUACCUGAAUUGGCUCCUCAGUAUUAUGCAUCUCAAAACUAGAGACACAACUUAGGUUCUGUAUGUAUCUACAGCGACUGCAACCAACCAGUUGAGGCUACUAACGAUUCAAUACAACAACCGGAUUGGGGAAAAAGGAAUGACAAAGCCGCCGCUUCUUGGGACUGCCAAAUACACAAUGUCUCUAUUCCAGAUCAACCGGCAUGAUUCAGACGGAUCAGCAAAAGAAGCAAGGAGAAGUCAACUACAGGAUUUCCGUGUGACCAGUUUUGAUUCAUUUAAAGGCUCUAAUGAACCAGAAAGAAUUCUACUUGUAAUUCAUUUUCUUGAUAUAGUAAUAUUCUUUCAUCUGAAAAUAAAACAAAAAAAUUAGUCAAAACUCCCAGAUUCUAAGCAUUUUUUUUUUCAUUUG
Molecule: messenger RNA, 2917 nt
Organism: Papaver somniferum (opium poppy)
Lineage: Eukaryota; Viridiplantae; Streptophyta; Magnoliopsida; Ranunculales; Papaveraceae
Product: pre-mRNA-splicing factor ATP-dependent RNA helicase DEAH10-like
Exons: 14
Coding region: 412-2547 (711 amino acids)
Biological process (GO): positive regulation of transcription by RNA polymerase I
Cellular component (GO): intracellular anatomical structure; nucleolus
Molecular function (GO): RNA binding
Source: RefSeq, a predicted model, not a curated record